Molecule: messenger RNA, 2021 nt
Organism: Saccostrea cuccullata (small rock oyster)
Lineage: Eukaryota; Metazoa; Mollusca; Bivalvia; Ostreida; Ostreidae
Product: mitofusin-1-like
Exons: 9
Coding region: 11-2014 (667 amino acids)
Source: RefSeq, a predicted model, not a curated record
AAAUACAGUUAUGGAUAGCAUUCCAGAGAAAGAUAUUGCAGGGAAAUUAGAUGUGAAAGAUGACACCGACACACAAGGAAGAGAGGAAAUAAAGGAGGAGACUUGCAUAUAUAAACGAGAACUAGAUGAUUUGCAUAGCGGUAGCGACUUCUGGAACGUUUGCAGCUACGAUUGUCUUCAAGGUGAGAUAGUGGAUGUUAUCAAAUCUAUCCAGACGUUAGUAGAUCAAGAAGCUUUUGACUGUCACAUUCGAAAAGACUCACACACAAUGAAUAACAUAAAUAAGCAGCUGGAAUUGAGAAUAGAGGAUUUGUCAAAGACAGACUGUGCAGUCGUGAUUGCUGGAGAAACGAGUUCUGGAAAAUCAAGCAUUAUUAAUCUCAUAAUCGGCAGUGAUAUCGUUCCCACUGAUAUUAUGGCAACAACAACAAGAGUGUGUAGAAUAAGGUAUUCAUUAAAAAUGCAAGUUACAACGCUGGAUAAGGGAGGCAAACAAUUAGACUGCACAGAAUGUAGUAGCGUAGACCAACUAAGUGAGAUGAUGGAAGAUUUGGCAACGACAGAAGACCACGAAAUAGAAUACAUUGAUGUCUCAUUUCCCGUACCUAUACUAAAGGGAAACAUCAUCAUAGUUGAUACACCAGGAAAAGGUGACACCGGACAAGAUGAUGUGGCGGAAAAGAUGAUGAAGUAUCUACCAAAUGCAGUGGCUUUUAUAUUUGUUGUGAACGUUUCCAGCGCAGGUGGAUUCCAGGAUGAUAGGCUACUUCACAUCAUAAAACGUGUCAGAGAAUCGAUGAGUCACAUGUAUUGCCUAGAUCCUGAAGAUGCCAUUUUUCUACUCAACAAAUGGGAUGCAGUAGUUCGACAAAAAAAGAAGCGAAAAAAAGAUCUGUAUGAGGAAUUAAAAGAAAAAGUUCACAAGAUAUGGGAAGGAGUGAAGGACAGAAAUAUUCUCAAAUUCGCCUCAGCGAUGGUGCAUGAGGAUGAGACCUACAAAAUCGAAUUUGAAAAAUCUCAAGAGAUUUUAAAAGAAGUCAUCGCCAAAAAUGAAUUCAAGCGAGUAAAGGUUCAUCUGAGAUUUAUAAAAUCUUUUGCUGAUGACUGUGAUUUAAUUCUUUCACAUAAGCUGAAAUGUGCAAAGCAAAGUACAGAGAAAACAUUUCAGGAACUAGAUCAGUUUUGGAGAGAUUUGCAAGUAAUAAAAAUAAAAGACAGGAGUUUCGCACUUUCAAGACUUCAUGAAAGUGUUGACAAUUUUCUUGGAGGCACUGCAAAAGCUCUAUAUCAAUAUAUACACAGUGAAAACUUCAGGUCGAGAGUUCUACAAGAUAUUGAGAAGUACUCGCGCUUUACAAUAGGAGGAGAACUCGACGCUCGCAUAGAAAAGGAAACUCUUUCUUGGCAGCAAGAAAACAUUCAAAAGAUGUUUUCAAGCGAGAUAUUGGAAAGACUUACAGAAAACUUUAUCCUUAUUCAAGAGUCUUUACACAAUAUUAAGGACAAAAUGAAAGGAUUUAAGUCUCCCUUUGACGUUGAAGACAAACUUGGCUCUGUCCUCAUUUCCUUGAUAGCUCCAAGUGGUACGGCAGUCGCUGGAAGCAUGGCGAUGAUGUAUAUGUCUGUUAGUCCUAAGGCUGCACAAGCUGUCGCGGCAGCAGGAGUUGUGACUGGACUAGUAGUUACAGGAUUAGUGGCACUGGACGUCCUUGAUGACUAUGAAGAAGUUGUAAAGAAUGCUUACAAAGCUAGAAUUGAUAAAUUAACGCAGCCAAAGAUAAAGAAAAAAUUGCGUAAAACAUAUGAGAAAAGAUUUAAAGACAUCAUCAAAAGUUUUCUUGAGGGAGAUUUGAAAAGAGAAAUCGAUGAUUUGUCGAACAGCGUUGAAACAACAAAGAGCAAGAUUGAAUUUUAUAAGGAAGAAGAGAAAGUAUUGCUUUCCUUGAGUGCAAAAAUUUCAAACAUUCGAGAGCGUGCAGAAAAUUUAAAAAACGUCGAAAUACAACUGGAUUAAAACCAAC